AUGUAUGGGACAAGGUACUUGCUGGAUUUACUGGCUGCGAUCCCGAGAUCUGCGCUGCUGCGUGUGGUGUGGACGCCAAAACCACCGACGAAGCCACAUCCGAUGACUGUGCACUCGCAGCGAGUUGGCGACGAGCAGAUCAAAGCGUACGUCAAGUUCAGCAAGCACCUGCGCAAGAUCCUGCUCCCUGUGUUCGAAGAUCUGCAGUUCCGCCUCGCGUUUCGACUCCUACCGGUUCGAUCGCGGUUCUGGUUCCUGCAGCAGUCGAACCCACGCAUCAUAUACUGCAUCCGAGACAGGUGCGACGCAGUCGAGACAGAGCAGCACUUGUUCUUCGAAUGUUCACUCGCGACAAGACUGUGGGAACACUUUGGGAACAUCAUGGCGCCGUUCGUCCGAUCUCAACUGACAUGGGUCAUGAUAGCGACAGCAAGGAAACCAGUCGUGCGAGACGAAUGGAAGGAGUGUGAAGACAUCAUCGGAGAUGUAUGGCACACGCUCCGCACGGUGACACUCCACUUCAUCUGGUCCGACCGCAAUCGGUGUCUGUUCGACGGAAGACAGCCCACACCGACGACAUCAGCAACGAUGGUCAUCUUCACCACAGCCAGCGCGCACUUUCGGCACAACCUGAGGAGGCGCUACGAUGACGAUGAGAGCGCAUCACUGGAGAAGGCGCUUAUCAAGAUGAGGAAGUAUCCGCCUUUUGGAGAUUUUGCAACGGCGCACCCCGCCAUGUUCCCAGUCCGUCACCUCCAACAGUAG
Messenger RNA from Peronospora farinosa, 765 nucleotides. Lineage: Eukaryota; Oomycota; Peronosporomycetes; Peronosporales; Peronosporaceae. The record is from the annotation of a GenBank genome assembly.